AUAAAGUGCUUCAGUUAGACACCUACAUCUGCUCUGUAUAGUCUUAAAGAUGCAUCUUCAAUACACACUCAUCUUUAUUUUCAUCAAUCUGUAUUGUUUUACUUGCUCACCAUAUUACGCAAAUAAUCUUUCAAAACGUGCAGCAACAUACUGUGGCAAACAAUUAAGCUCGAUGAUGAAUUUGGUAUGUCAUGGAAGGUAUUACGAUCCAAAACACCCAAACAAAAGAAGUACAGAUAACGACCUAAUGAAUAUGGAGAGUGAUUUUAUAAACACCAUUGACUCAGACUACAGCGACAACGAUCUACUUUAUCCUUACCUUUCGAAGGAUUCCGUACUCUCUCUUCUUCCUAACAAAAUUCGAAAAUCAGAUGGAGGAAUUGUCAGAGAAUGUUGCUAUAAUCCUUGUACAGUGGACACCAUGAGAGAAUAUUGUAAUUAA
Molecule: messenger RNA, 442 nt
Organism: Diabrotica balteata
Lineage: Eukaryota; Metazoa; Arthropoda; Insecta; Coleoptera; Chrysomelidae
Source: the annotation of a GenBank genome assembly